AUGAAGAAGGGAAGCGGCGGAAGGAUCACGAGUCUCACGCUUGAAAAGAAGGGGGGAUGGGAAGGAGGGAGAGGGAGGGGGGCGGCUCGGAGAUGCGACGGGAAACGCUGCGGCUCCGGCAGCGGCGGGAUCCGGCGGGCUGACGGCGGGGGCCCGGCGAACUGGAGGGCGGCGGAGUCUCGAGUCAGUCAGAGGCGGGCGGUGGCGGCGGCUCCUCUUCUCAUUGCGCCAGGAGCAGCUGCAGGCGGCGGCUGGAUCCAGCGGCCAUGGCGGCGGCGGUGGCGGAGGCAGCUCCCUUCAGACCCCAGGCAGCGGAUCCUCGACUGCUCCCCAUACGCCGGGGACAUGGGAACCCGGCAACCGCUUCCGUCCCUCGGGGCCCCCUCCCCCGUCCGCGGCACCAGUGCGGCCGCCCUCCCGCCCCUCGCCUCUGCUCGGUGCCGGCUCAGGAAGUGUCCGCGCUUUGCCCCCAGCCCGGAGCCCUGUCAGCGGCUGCGGGGCCGGCUCCUCCUCGCUUCCUUCCUUCCUUUGUCACUCGGCCCGGGCGGCGGCGGCGGCAGCGGCAACAGCAGCACAAGCCUGCAUUCGCCCGGGUCGGGGGCUGUUCUGUGUGAGGAGCGCCGUCUGCGCAGCCGCCUAGCUCUUCCCCACUCCCCCUCCCCCCUCCUACUCGUCCUCCGCCUCCUUCCUCCCCCACCCAGCCUUACACCCGCCCAGCGCCCCGCCACCCGCGUAACAGGCGUCUGGGAAUCGCCGGCCGAGCCCCGCUCCCGCCCACUUAGGCUACGGUGCCGAAGCCCGAGCGGAGCCAAUCACGGACGUCGAUUGUUUGUGGCUCCUCCCGGAAAAAGCCGAUCGACCUGAGAAACCAAUUAGGAAGUGUUGCUGGAAAUCCACGCCCAAAAAGCGGAAAAUGCCGAAAAUAGCCGAACGAAAAGGUGGGUUCUCCUCGUUCAGUGGCUGGCUAGAACAGAAAUUCGACAAUGGCACCAGUGGCCAAUCAAAAUCGCCGGCCCUCACGAAAAAGCUUGAAGAGUUAAGGACGGUGAAACCCGGAGUCACUGGUGAAACAGCACGGUCGGGCGCCGUGGCCGCUUUGUAAUUGGCCGAAAACUCCGCUGGGAGUGUACCUCCCUCGGUGAUUGGCGAAGCGAGGGGGGCUUCCGAGGACAGUCUGGCCAGUCAGAAUGUCUCCUCCCUCUCCAGGGUGGAGAGAAGAAGAAAGAAAAGGGAGGGCAUCUAUAAAACGCCUUCUCAUUGGCCUGAACCCUUGUAGCUGGAGUGGGGGCAAAAGGGAAGAGGAGGGAGGCCGAAACCCGUAGCGGCAGCCAAUCGGCACUCACUGCCGUCCAAUCGCAAGACCUAGAUGCAGCGUGAUUGGCCUUCCGCCUCCGGCGGCGGUCCCAGGAGCGGAGGGAAGCUCGACUAGGGUCGUGGCGGACCUUGUGACGGGCUUGCCUGCGGCUGCUCUCAGCCGUUGUGGAAACCGCAGAUCAGGAGCGCGGGCACUGCGCAGCCGGUCCGAAACUGCUGCGGUCAGCGGCGCUGGGCUCGGAGCGCUCAAGCGAACAGGGAAUUUAGGGGCUCUCCCCACCCACGAAGAGGUGCUCUGCCCGGCGCGGCUAAAUCUGCGCGCCCGAGCCUCCCCUCCGCCCGGGAUAGCGCGUGCCGAGAGUCGGCGUCUUCCCCGAAAGGGCCAGACGGAACUAGGACGCCUACCCGGCCGGGUGCGAACUCUCAGUCGCUAAAAUAGUAACAAAGCUUUCAGAGAGGCAGCGCUUCUGGGCGCUCGCGCCCUGCUUAGCUGCAGGGGCCAUUGAUAGAGAGGCCGACCGCGCCUGGUGUGCGCAGCCAGGCCGGGCCUCCUGGAAACGCCCCUGAGAAAUGAGCUCAUGCUGGAUGCGCGCGCUUCUUGGGCGCGCCUGCCCAGCGCAAAGCGAGCCCCGAAAGCAGAAAAUACUCGGGUUUUGAGGGGAUGAAAUGAGACAGCACCUGUGAAAACGGUUUGGAUAUUUUGAAGGCCUGCACUCAUGUAGGAGCAUGGGUGAAGAUGAUUACUGGGAGAUAGCAAGAAGGUAAGCCCUGCAUUUUUCCCCAGGUUGACUAUUUUUUAUUUAAUUAUCUCUUUUCAUUAAGACUAGAGUGGGCUCUUUUCCCUUCCGGGAGGCAAAAAUAAUGAGAUAUUUGUCUUGACUUUGCUAUCAUUGUGUAUGCAUGACAUCCCCAGAUCCACUCCACUGCAUCCUACACACAAGUCAGACUGACCUAACUCCCACACCACUUUCAGCACUUCACCCAGCUGCUCAGGAACCUAACUUGAUCCUCCUGUCUGUUGUAGAAAAUUCAAGCUCUUCUGUCUUGCAUUCAAAGUCCUCAUUCAACUGCCUACCCCAGCCACUUACCCACCAGUCGCCACCACCUCUUAAAUCUCACCUCUUCCUGCUUCACAUUGCAGAAGCAAGUACGGUUGGAACUGACAGUCAUCAAAAAGAUGAUGCUCAUCUAAUCCUUCCAUUUCAUACUUCGGGAACCUAAGGGCCUGAAAGGGUGGGUGAUAUUUCAAGGCCACACACAGUGGCCUUCCACUGUGGCCAAGAUAACAUGCUUUCCAUUCCUCCACACAACUUGGUCCUUGGGUCCUAAGCACUGGGACAGGAUGAGUAGGACUGGCA
Messenger RNA from Neofelis nebulosa (Clouded leopard), 2672 nucleotides. RefSeq lists its product as uncharacterized. The transcript has 2 exons. NCBI's taxonomy places the organism in Eukaryota, Metazoa, Chordata, Mammalia, Carnivora, Felidae. The record is from RefSeq and is a predicted model, not a curated record. The coding region runs from base 1 to 864 and encodes 287 amino acids.